AGAUUAAAAGAACAUAAUUGUUUGAUUGUUGUCCAAAGAACAUUUACCAUAAUCGCUAGAAGCAAUGUUGUCAUAUCGAAAUAUUGUAACUUUGUCGUUUGGACUUUGAUUGGUCAAAGAUUAUAUUAUAAUGGCGGAAGCAAGAAGAAGCUUUCUCGGUUUUACAGAACGAUUUGUCAACUCAGAUACAGUUCGAUCUUUCUUCUGUAAGGGUGUAUACUUCUCAUUGCUUCUUCGAUUUAUCAUAAAGUAUUAACCAUAGUGAAAGUUUUAGUUGGAGAAAAGAACAAAUAUAAGUUUAAUUGUUAAUUUUUUUUUAUUAAAAAAAAAAAAAAAUAUAUUAUUAUUAUUAUUAUUAUUUUGAAAAAUGUCUUUCGAAUUGGAUGAAUCCCCCAUCGAUGAGGAGACUAAGGCUAUUGCCGUCAAAGAACUCAGGGAAACUGAGGAAAAUGUACAAAAGGGUAUCGAGACACUGAGAAAGUACAUUGAAGAUGAUGAAACGUUACAUUUCAAAACGGACGAUGAAUUUCUUAUAAUAUUUCUACGAGUAUGUAAAUAUUAUCCUAAGAGUACAUACGAAUUGAUAAAGAGAAUCGCUGAUUUUAAAUUAAAAAAUGCUUCUCUUAUAAACAAUUUAAUGCCGGCCGAUGAAAAAGUAACAUUACUUGAGCACAAUGUCGUAAAUGUACUUAAAGGUAGAGAUGAUAAAAGACGAAGAGUUUUAAUACUUAAUGUUGGAAAAUCAUGGGAUCCAUCGAAAGUCAGUGCCGAUCAAAUAUUUCGAGUACUUUAUCUCAUUCAUAUAGCUGCCAUUUAUGAACCUGAAACUCAAGUACGUGGUUCAGUCGUAAUAAUGGAUUUUGAUGGUCUCUCGAUGAAACAAGUGAUGGGAUUGACACCGUCAUUUAGCAUGAGACUUUUAACUUUUAUUCAAGAUGCUGUACCAAUGCGAUUAAAAGAGGUUCAUAUUGUAAAACAACCAUUCAUCUUCAAAAUGGUCUGGAAAAUGUUUAGUCCAUUCGUUCGUGAAAAACUGAACAAGCGUUUGUAUUUCCACGGUACGAAUAUGUCUGAAUUGCAUAAAUGCAUAAGUCCUAGUCAUCUACCAAAAAAUUAUGGUGGCCUAUUACCAGAAAUUGAUUACAAAAGCGCUGAUUGGUAUCCAACUAUUAUUAAAUACGAAGAUAGAAUAAGAGAGUGGAACACGUUUGGAUAUCGCAAAACUGUAUAAUUUCAGUCUCGUAGAAUAUUUUUCUUUUUUUUUUUUUUCUUUUUUCGAACACAUACA
Messenger RNA from Polistes dominula (European paper wasp), 1288 nucleotides. Its product is annotated as clavesin-2. Gene Ontology annotation, cellular component: membrane. The record is from RefSeq and is a predicted model, not a curated record. Gene Ontology annotation, molecular function: phosphatidylinositol bisphosphate binding. Lineage: Eukaryota; Metazoa; Arthropoda; Insecta; Hymenoptera; Vespidae.